AGAAACUGACAUAGCAAAACCAAGUGCUUUUUCACGUGAGCUCCUCAAAAAUUUGGCACAACAAUUUCACAUGCUUUUCCUUUAACUCGAUUAUGUUUAACAUGUCACAUGGAUGUGAUAUUCAUUUGAAAUCAGCUGAUGGCAAGCUAAUCCUUUUUCAUUAUUUUAUCGCAAGGUGUCCAUUUCAGAUUCACAUGAAUUUCACUUCGAUUUGCCCCAUUUGACUUUUCCCAUAAUUUCGAAGAGAAAAUCACGUGAGAUUGAAAUGUAUAGGCAUUGAACGGUGUUCGGUGAAAAAAUUCAUUCGUAUAAGAUGGCGAUGAACGACGGACGUGCUCAAAUCGACGAAGUCGUUUCUGUGAAAAACUUAAUAUUUGUUUUUGGUUUUAAAAUGAAUGUUUUCGUAAAUAACUUGUUACAAAUCAUGAUCGAAGUGCUGAACGAGAUGGUUUUCUAUCACAGUGUCCUUGGCCACUCGAUCCGGAUAAUCAAGGUCGAUUCGGUGGGGGACUCCACUCCGGAACUGUCGAGCCCGUAUCAAGCUGUUAAUCAAAUCCAAGUUCCGGUUCCCGCAGCUGCAACGAUACCACCACAAGCGCUCCCGGAAGCUGUUCCGUCGCCCGUGCACCUACUACGAGAAAACUGUGCCGCCGAGUCCGAACUUGUUUUUUUUAAUUAA
Molecule: messenger RNA, 679 nt
Organism: Culex pipiens pallens (northern house mosquito)
Lineage: Eukaryota; Metazoa; Arthropoda; Insecta; Diptera; Culicidae
Exons: 2
Coding region: 314-679 (121 amino acids)
Source: RefSeq, a predicted model, not a curated record